Messenger RNA from Saccostrea echinata, 1201 nucleotides. RefSeq lists its product as uncharacterized. The record is from RefSeq and is a predicted model, not a curated record. Bases 19 to 1125 code for a protein of 368 amino acids. The transcript has 10 exons. Lineage: Eukaryota; Metazoa; Mollusca; Bivalvia; Ostreida; Ostreidae.
AAAUAUGCUCAGAAGAAUAUGACGUAUUCUGAAAUUUCUCGUAUUUUGAAAAAGGAGCACUCAAUUACGCUUAGCUCCAACGCUAUAUGCAAACGCCUCAUUCGCUUAAACUAUCCUCGAAGAAGAGGACAGACAAACUGUACUGACGCAGAUUUAAGAGCACAUAUUCAGGAACUUCUGACAACUGUACCUAAUACAGUCGGAUACAGAUACAUGACAGACAUUCUCAAACAUAAGGGUAUUCCAGUUAGAAGGGAUAAAGUCAUGCAAAUAUUAAGAGAUCUGGAUCCUGUUGGUGUUCGUUUUCGUAGACGUCGCCGUAUUAUGAGGAAAGUUUACUACUCGUGUGGACCUAACUUUAUUUGGCAUGUGGACGGAUACGACAAGCUAAAACCGUAUGGAUUCCCAAUACAUGGAUGUAUAGAUGGUUAUUCUAGGAAGAUAUUGUGGCUUGUAGUUGGGCCAUCCAAUAACAACCCAGCGAUUGUUGGUCAACAUUUCCUGAAUUGUGUGAGAAGAUUGCAAGGUUGUCCUACUAUUCUUCAAAGUGAUCCAGGCACAGAAAAUAUAAUAAUGGGAGCUUUGCAAUGUCUCUUUCGACAUGAAGGAAAAGAUAUGUUCACUGGUAUUGACAGUUAUAGGGUCGUUCGGUCCCUUUUCAAUCAGAGGAUAGAAUGUUGGUGGAGCAUGAUGCGAAGACAUCAAAUGGAAUGGUGGAUACAUUUUUUUAAGGACCUAGAAGUUUUUGGUGCCUUUCAAAGGGGGAAUCUGCAUCACAUAUAUGCAAUACGGUUUUCAUUCAUGCCACUUUUACAACAUGAAUUGAACAACUUAGUGGAACAGUGGAACAACCAUUCUAUUUCAUACAAUAGGCAUGCAGCUUGCCCCCAUGGGAAACCAACAGUACUUUAUUUGCUACCUGAAGAGAAAGGAUUCCUUAACUGUCUUCAGUCAGUGAAUGAAGAAGAUAUAGAGUUUGCAGGCACACAGUGCAAAGUUCCAUCCAGAAGUGGAUCACAUGACUUUGAUGAACAAGCCUCUUUGAUUUUUAUUCAAAGAGGUUGGCAUGAUGCAUCUAAUUGGAGAGAGGCACUAGCACAGUAUUUUGUUCUACGUGAUUACUGAUUACAUGUACCUUACAAGUGACGAUACUACAACAUGUAUGAACGGCUUUGUAAGCAUUCAAUGUAUUAUUGAAAGA